Bactrocera latifrons is the source of this 8288-nucleotide messenger RNA. RefSeq lists its product as uncharacterized. Gene Ontology annotation, cellular component: nucleus. The transcript is spliced from 9 exons. The coding region runs from base 560 to 3385 and encodes 941 amino acids. Gene Ontology annotation, biological process: regulation of transcription by RNA polymerase II. NCBI's taxonomy places the organism in Eukaryota, Metazoa, Arthropoda, Insecta, Diptera, Tephritidae. The record is from RefSeq and is a predicted model, not a curated record. Gene Ontology annotation, molecular function: nuclear receptor activity; zinc ion binding; RNA polymerase II cis-regulatory region sequence-specific DNA binding.
CACCACAAAUUGACUGAAAACAAAACUAGAUUAACGCACAUAAAUGCACAUAAAACCAAUAUCACGCAUUGCAAUACGAAUUUUUAAAGAGAGCAGUAAAAAAAAAGUUAAUCCACGAAAUACUCACGAAUUAUAAAGAGCACAAAGGUAAGCAAAAACGCAGUGUGAACAGCAAAACCUGAGACUAAUUAGCGUAAACGCGAUAAAACUGACGUAAAAGUUGCUCACGCGCACUGAAUAAGUAGAUACAUACAUAUGUAUAUUCAUAGUAUAUUAAAAAAAAAAAAAUAAAUAAAUAAAUAGAAAACACGAACUAACGCAUUUUAACAAAACGCACAAAACACGGAGGGAGCAUGUUUCAUGCAACCCUGCCGCUAAAGUGGAAAGCAAAUCGCCACAAAACCCACUAAACUUUAGAAGAAAAUAGAAGCAAUAGCAGCACAGCAACAACAACAGUAUACAAGCAACACCAAAAAUACUUUUUAAGCACCAAGUUCAAACUACGCGCGUCAUCUCGAUCCUUCAUCCAAAUACAAAAACCAAAAAACAACGCAUUUAAAUGUUGCCCAUCGACUCGACACUCACAGCCAGCUCUGCCAAAGUGUCGCAUAGCUCACCGCCGUACACGCUGCGCUGCCGACCGUCACGCAAUGCCAGCAACGUCGUGUUGAUCACGCAACAACAACAGUCGGAAAACAACAAGUGUGGCGCUGGACGCACCGCGGACGAUGCCGCCAAUGUCAGCACCACUUCUGUACAUGUGCACAGUGGCAAUGGCAACAAUAACCUCCGUGCAACAGGUGUCACGACAUUGAGCAAUGACAAUCCGGGCGGCGGCGGCGGCGGCGGCAAUGGCAAUAAUAGCGGCAGCAACAGCGUUCAUUCAGCAACGAGUUUUCGCAACAAAAUGCCAUCGAUAUCAAUUAUACCGUUGCCGGUUAGCAGCGCAGCGGCCACCAUCGCCAGCUGUAGCGGCACAACGACGAGUACGAGUGUGGUGCGCACCGUGACCACCUCGAAUAAGGCCACAUCGCCGCCACCGCUUUUCAAUUCGCCGCCAAGAAGCAAUAACAGCGGCAGCAGUGGCUUGCAGCCGCAACGUCCACUGUUGCAGCAUCAGUAUCAGCAGACGGACAAGUGCACCAUAUUGAAAUUCGAUGUGGUGCGCAAGCCAACUGCCGCUGCGACAGCGGUCGAGCAAUUAUCCCGCAACAUUAUUGCCACGGCGCCGAAAGCGCAAACGACCGCCACUUCAACGGUGACGAGCGGCAUGGCAUUUUCGGCGACGAGUGUUGCAAGUCGCCAACAACAGUUGCAGGCAUUGCAGCAAUCCAUUUUCGAUCAUGAGAUGUCCGAUGACGCCGAAGCGGAUGCGGAAAUUGCUGCGCUCCAUCAGCAGGUGUUGAGUGGUAACACAACAAGCACUUUGACCACGGGCAGUCAGCCCAUUAUCGUAAAGAUUGAGCCAGCGCAGUCGUUUCACAUCGUCGAUGAAUCGGAUACGCGUGUGCUGAGUUUGCCACUCUCGGAUGCGGAUAAGGUUGGUGCGAGUUGGAUUGAUCUGAAGGAUAUUGCAGGCUUGCAGACCACCUCGGCCACACUGGUAGACGUGUGUUUCGAUUCGCCACCCGGUUUGCUGCCAGUCAGCACGAAUAAGUCCACAUCGACGGCCGAAGCGGUGGUGCAGACGGUCGUUGAGUCGGGCGGUAUUAGUCAUACACAAGGCGCUAAAAAGCGUCAGUUGGUUGUUAAGCAGAUAUCGGUGGAGCAACCGGCAACGACGGCAACUAUUAUUGAAGCUGUAAUCACACCUGCUACGGUUGUAACGGCAACGGCUACGGCUACGACAUCUACAGCAUCCGGAACGUCUACGGUGUCGCGGUUCAAUGCGAAUGAACGUGCACAACACCAGCAGCAACAAUCACAGCAGCAAUCGCAACAACAGCAACAGCAAUUGCAGCAGCAGCAGCAACUUCAGAACAAAGGUACCACGACUGCGGGUACUGCAUUAACGCCGUCCUCAUCAACUGGACUUAAUGUCGGUGGAGCCAUGACAGCUCAAAUUGAAAUAAUUCCAUGCAAAGUCUGUGGCGACAAGUCAUCGGGCGUACAUUAUGGCGUUAUAACAUGUGAAGGUUGUAAAGGUUUUUUUCGCCGGUCACAAAGUUCUGUAGUGAAUUAUCAAUGUCCUCGCAAUAAACAAUGUGUUGUCGACCGUGUCAAUCGCAAUCGGUGUCAAUACUGUAGACUGCAAAAGUGCCUACAAUUGGGAAUGAGUCGUGAUGCUGUAAAAUUCGGUAGAAUGUCGAAGAAACAGCGUGAAAAAGUGGAGGAAGAGGUGAAGUUUCACAAGGCGCAGUUGCGAGCACAGAGUGACGCGGCGCCGGAUAGCUCAGUUUUCGACACACAAACACCUUCGAGUAGUGAUCAGCUGCACCAUAAUUACAAUGGCUAUGGCGGCUACUCCAGCAAUGAAGUGAGCAGUCCCUAUGGUUAUGGCUAUUCGACAUCGGUAACACCGCAACAGACGAUGGCCUAUGAUAUAUCUGCGGAUUACGUUGACAGCACCACGUAUGAGCCGCGUGGCACGAUAAUGGAUCCGGACUUCGUCAGUCAUGCUGAUGGCGACAUCAAUGAUGUUCUUAUAAAAACCUUAGCCGAGGCACACGCCAACACAAGCACCAAACUCGAAGCCGUACACGAUAUGUUCCGGAAGUCUCAGGAUAUUUCGAGGAUACUCUACUACAAGAAUCUGGGCCAGGAGGAGCUGUGGCUAGACUGCGCUGAAAAGCUAACACAAAUGAUACAAAACAUAAUCGAAUUUGCGAAACUGAUACCCGGAUUUAUGCGAUUAAGUCAGGAUGAUCAGAUUCUCCUACUGAAAACUGGAUCAUUCGAACUGGCCAUCGUGCGUAUGUCGCGAUUGCUCGAUCUCUCACAGAAUGCGGUACUCUAUGGUGAUGUGAUGCUGCCGCAGGAAGCGUUCUACACAUCCGAUUCGGACGAGAUGCGUCUGGUAUCGCGAAUCUUUCAAACGGCUAAAUCAAUAGCCGAACUGAAACUGACUGAAACGGAGUUGGCGCUGUAUCAAAGUUUAGUGCUGCUCUGGCCAGAACGAAAUGGCGUGCGCGGUAAUACAGAAAUCCAGAGGCUUUUCAAUUUAAGCAUGAAUGCAAUAAGACAGGAGCUUGAAGCGAACCAUGCGCCCUUAAAGGGUGAUGUGACUGUUUUAGAUACAUUGUUAAACAAUAUACCGAAUUUCCGCGAUAUCUCCAUAAUGCACAUGGAAGCACUGAGCAAAUUUAAGCAACAACACCCGAACGUCGUCUUUCCGGCGCUAUACAAAGAACUGUUCUCAAUAGAUUCGCCGCAGGAUCUCACAUAACAUCAAGAAAACUAUGUGGAGACUACGAACGCAAUCGAUGCACCGGACACCCUAGAUGCGUUAACGUAGAAACAAAGAAUUACCCGAUGACAGUUGGCAGAGUUGGCGAUGAGGAAGGAGAAGCGGACUUGAAAGCGGUGACGGUGGCGGUGUCGGUGACGGUGAUGGCAAGUAGUGCAUGCAAUGCAUGAAACUGAUUGCUGCUGCAAUGACUUUACAUUAGAACGUGCUGUAGAAAGAACAACAACAAACGCAUAUGAAACCAACAACAACACAAGCAAUUUCAAUGAAACGACAACCAGCUGCAAGCACACAGUCAGAUGACCAACAAGCGUCCGAAGUUCUGUUUAACGGAACUUAAAGUGACAACAACAAACAAUGUAUUCUCAGUUUAUUCACUCUUAAAAACAUAGCGUAACAAAAACAAAAACAUACUAAACAAACAUAAGAAAUAGUAAAUCAUAGUGCAGAACAAAAGAAACAAAAGGUUUAUAUUACUAAUUAAUUCAAGCCACACAUAAUAAGCAGUAACAAACAAUAACAAAAAGAAAACAAAAAACCAAGAAAAAAGUAAGCAAAUAUUAAGCAGCAAAUUAAGUUUAAGGAUAUUUAUACAGAAUUUAAAUAGUAACAGAAAAAUACACAUAUAUAUAUAAAUAGACAAACCAAAAUGCCGAAUGCACACACACAUACAAACACACACGAAUUCAUAAGCAAAUCACACACCUCUAAACAUUUGCAUACAAAAGAAAAGAGAAAAAGUAAAAAUUAGAAGCAAAAUAAAACGCAAUAACUACAAGAUACAGUAAAUUAUACCACAUUGUUAUAACAAAAUAAAAAAUAAAAAAAAUAAAAAUCAUUCUAAGUAAAACGCGAAGCAGAAACACAGGAAAAUUAAAGCAGCAUUUAAGCCAGAAAAAUAGGCGAACAUAAAGUAAGACAAAUAAAAAACUACGGAUACAUAUGUCUACAACAUACUAACAGUUAUAGUCACACACACACACACACAUAAACAAGCUCACUUUCACCUAGAAACAAGAAGAAAAUCUCGAAAAACUAAACUUUCAACUUCAAAAACUAAAAUACAAAAACGUUGCCAAUCUAACGCAAACUCAUUCAGCCCUCAACCAAAAAAAAAAAAAAAAAAAAAAAAAACACGAAAACUCUAUAUACUAUGUAGUUGAUGCCUGGCGCAAUCGGCGGAACCCAAGCAAUCGCAAACAAUUUAUUUCGUUCAACUCGAACCAGCACAAAUUUUUCCAAAAGAAAUAAAAAAAUAUUAAUUAAAAUUUAGAAGAUAUAUAACUUGCGAAUAUUAUUGAAAAGACUUUUGCAAAUCAACAAACAUACACACACACGUACAUCAUUACCAUAAAACGAGUGCUUACGCCCAAAAGACUAACAUUUACAGAGUUUGUAGAAAAAAUAGUGAAAAAGUUGAAAAGCGACAGAUUUUCGUAGUACAACUCGUAAGCAAACAUAUUUUAUAGACCGGCUGUAAGCACAUUGCAAAAAUAUAUGUGAGCUAUUUUUAGGCGCCAUUUUAGUUGCAGCGCUGCUAAUUAACAGCUCUGCUGUAAACUCAUGCAUAUGCCUUACCAUUUACUGCGAGUUUGUUUUCUGUUGAAAUGUUAUUGAUACAAACUGCUUGUUUAUUUGUUAUUGUUAUGUUUUAAUUUGCUAUAAAAUUUUUUUAACUAGUAUAUAGUAAUUUGCUGCUCCAACACCUUUAGCAAAGAAAUUUUAAAGAAUGCAAAUGAACAUUCUCAGCUUUUUUGUAGUUUCACUCGUAAAUGUUAAUAACAUACUGUUGUGUUUUACAUCAGCAAAUGUGUUGCUAUGCAAUGUUUCCUUUCAAUUUCUUGACUUGUGUUGUUUUUAUAUACCAGCUACCGAGUAUAAUGCUUUUAAUAAGAAGAGAAGUGAGCAAAGAGAUCCGCCUACAUCCAUAUAUAGGAGACAUGAGGCUCUCUAUGGCUAGAUACAUAUACAUAAACAUACAUAUAUGAUAAUUUAUUUUGCUACAGCUUUAAAAGUUUAGAGAAAAUUGAAAUUUUCAAUUUUUCUUGUUGAAAAAUCUGCUUAUGUGUUCCAUUCCCACAAUCGUUGCCAAAUCAGUCGGAUCCAUGUGAGCGGAACGAAACCGAAUUUUUAUCCGAUCAAAAAAAUAAUUGCACAGCGCCCUAUGAUCUAUUGUUCCCGACAAAAGCCUGUCUUUGAAAUUUGUGACGUUUUGUGAUGGUUUAGUAACUCCAAAACACAACAACAACAGACUCGCUGUAAACAAUUAGUGCUUUUCUGACAGUUUCCAAGAGAAAUUUGUCAUUUCAAUACAAAACUGUGGCAAUCUUAAGGAGUACAUCUAGGGUGACAGCCUAAAAAUUACGAUUUUUUGGAAUUAAAAAAACACACCGAUGCGAUUUUCGUUCUGAUCAACAAAUUGUUAGGACAUUUUAUGAAAAACACGCAGAAAACCUCUGAUAGUAAUCGGAGCUUUUGUCUCCAAGUAAUCCCUCACUCAAAUUUGAAUGAAGUAUUUAUGAAAAAAGACGUUGACAGAUAAGCUAAGCUUCGGAACCCACGAAGGUUAAGGCUACAGUAUGAAAAUAUCAAACCAGAAGCCAAAACCACAGCAAAUUUUUUCAGUGGUCAUUAAUCAAAUCUUGAUCUUGAAGAUGUUCGGUGGAGACACACAGAAUACAACUAUUAUGCAAUAAUCGAUCUUAAGUGCCCUAGUUAAAGAUAUUUAAAGCUGUAAUUGGAUUAAUUGUUGGGUAUUUUUUUCAUUUGAAUCGCGAGAGCCACGCUGAGAAUACACAAUGAAGAGCUUGACCCGUUUCUUAAAUUUUAGCAAAAAAAAGCUUUGUUUUUCAUGAAUAAAAGUUGUGGCUCCCACUAUUUUUACCUUUCUCCUUUUUUUUUAAACACCAACAACGUGAGAGUUGUUUCUGCAAAGCUGAAAGCACCGGCAUCGCCCAAUUGUGUUCAUAAGUAUAGUUCACGUCUUUGUCUAUCGAACGAGCAAAACGUAUAUAUAUAUAUUUAUAUAGAUAUUCCGAUUUGAUACACAAAGUUUAUUUUCAUUUUGUAAUACGUUUUAUGAAAAUUACAAAAACAAAUAGCUGAGAUAUUUUACACCAGCUUAUAGUGUUCAAAAAACUAGUGAAAAACACAUAAAUUUGUAUUCGCUGUUUUAUACUCUAUUUGGUUUAAGCCUAUACACACAAAUAUGCAUUGUCAGUGCAUACAUGUAGUAUGUAAAUUUUAAGCGUUCUACUUACAUAGCUUUAUAUUUUGAUUACGUUUUUGUUGUUUCAUUUUUACAUUUAUUUACAUUUGUUUUUUUUUUUAAUGCUGCGCGUCAAAGGUACAUAUUUAUGGCGGCGUUCAGCAAUUUAUAUACGAAAAGGAGAUAUACGAUUUUACACCACAUUUGUGUUCAGCCGGCGUAGAGCUUUGCAGGAGCACUUUUGCCGACAUAGCUUUCUUAAUUUAGCUUUUGUUGAAAAUGUAUGAAAAAAUAUGUUUGUUUUGGCUUGAGCCCCUCAUUCUUGACACUAAAGUAGAUUGCGGAAUGUACUUAUCGUAUAUAUUUGUUUUUUGUUUUUAUUUUAUACUUGUAAUAAAUUUUUUAUUUGGGUGAGAUAUCUUUGCGUUACUUUGUAUCUUCUAUAAAUGUUCAGAACGGCUUCGUUUAUUCUUCUUAUUUGGCUUUAUUAUAGUUUGCAUGUUUUUAAAUUGAAACCGAUUUUAAAAAGCUUUUACAGUUCUUCGAAAUAGCUUUCAUAGUCUAGACAAGUUUUUGAUUCAAAAGUUUAAAGUGAUUUUUUAGAGAUUUUACAUAUCCAAUUAGCUUUUAUAGCUAAGACAAGCUUUUUGUACAAAAGUAAGCUUUAGGUUUUUAAGAAGUUCUUACGUUUCAAAUAAGCUUUUGAUCAAAAAUAAGCCAUAAAUUUAUAAAGCGUUCUCUUGUUAAUUUAACUUUCACAGUUCGUUGAAACAUUUGACACAAACGUUUAAAGUGUUUGUUUUGGUUUUUAACAUAAAAGUAAGCUUUCAAUUCGAACAAAUUUUUUGACAACAAAUUGAACGUUACAUUUUAAAAAGCUUUCACUUGUCAAUUCAACUUUCAAAGUUCGUACAAGCUUUUUACACGAAUGCUCAAAGAGGUUUUCAAGAGCUUUCAUUUGUUAAGUUAGUUUUCAAUUUUGACACAAAAGUAAGCUUUAAAGUUUCGAGAAGCUUUUUGGAGUUAGCUUUCAAUUCAAAUAAAUUUUUGACACAAACAUAAGCCUUACAUUUUUUCAUCAAUUUAGCUUUCAUUGUUCGAACAAGCCUUUUAUACGAAUGCUCAAAUAGGUUUUCAAGAGCUUUCAUUUGUUACGUUAGCUUUCCGAUAUAUGUAAUAAGCAUUAUCGGUGGCUGAUUAGCUUUUUUGUUUCGAAAUACGAGUUGUAACUAUAAAAAUUUAAAAUUUUCCGUUAUACGUUUUCGUCGUAGAUUUGACACUCAUCUGCAUACUGAAGUCUGCCUUCAAAUUUAAGAGACUUAAAGCGAUAUUUAGGAGACAGUACAACAACAGCAUAUAACUACCGUUAAGCCACACUCGUACCACACACUCACCCACACAUACACACACGCAUAUUUCUAUGUAAUUUUCAGUAGCCCAAAAGCAAACGAAAAAUCAUAACCUUUCUUCACCAUCAUUACCACUAACAAUAACAACAACCAUAAGCAAUUAGUGCAGUAUCAUAGACGAAGAGAUACGAGAAUCGUUGUAAGCAAAAAGUAUAAAUAUAUACAUACAUAUAUAAAUAAAUAAGGAAACCAACAAAAAAACAACACUUGGAGGACGGUGAUAAUUAGUGUGUCUUAAACAAACAAAAAAAAAUUAUACAUAAAU